AUGUCUCUCCAGAUCCCCUUGACGCAUCGGUCCAAGGACCAGGGCACAACCAAAGCCAUCAUUCUGGUCGGCGGUCCGUCAAGAGGCACCCGCUUCCGUCCUCUGUCUCUCGACCUCCCCAAGCCCCUCUUCGAAGUCGCUGGUCACCCCAUCAUAUGGCACUGCCUUUCCUCCAUUGCCCGCGUGCCCAACAAGCAUAUCCAAGAAGUAUACAUCAUUGGCUACUACGACGAAUCUGUUUUCCGCGACUUCAUCAAGGACUCGGCCAAGGAGUUCCCUUCCAUCACCAUCCGCUACCUGCGCGAAUAUCAGGCUCUUGGCACCGCUGGCGGAUUAUACCACUUCCGCGAUGCCAUCCUCAAGGGCAAACCAGAACGAAUAUUUGUUCUCAACGCCGACGUGUGCUGCUCGUUUCCCCUGGCCGAGAUGCUCAAGCUAUAUGUGGAAAAGGAUGCCGAGGCAGUCAUUCUCGGUACUCGUGUGAGCGACGAUGCCGCCACCAACUUUGGUUGCAUCGUAUCUGACACGCAUACUCGCCGUGUAUUGCAUUACGUCGAAAAGCCCGAGUCCCAAAUUAGCAAUUUGAUCAACUGUGGUGUAUAUCUCUUCUCCACUGAGGCAAUCUUCCCAUCCAUCAAAUCGGCCAUCAAGCGCCGCCUCGAUCGACCUUCUCGUCUCGUAUCAUACCCUUCCUCGGAUAAUCUCGAAUCGCAUCAUUUUCCACCAGGUGGUGACGACGACGAUGACGAAUCCAGCCGUAAGAACGAAGUAAUUCGACUCGAGCAAGAUAUCCUGAGUGACAUGGCAGACAGCAAGCAGUUCUUUGUCUACGAAACCCAGGAUUUCUGGCGCCAGAUCAAGACGGCAGGAUCUGCUGUGCCCGCCAACGCACUCUAUUUGCAGCAAGCAUGGCAGUCGGAUAACAAGGAACUCACCCAACCUAGUGCAAAAAUUUUGCCUCCUGUCUUCAUACACCCCACCGCACAAGUUCACCCAACUGCCAAGCUCGGUCCCAACGUGAGCAUUGGACCCCGCGUCAUUGUCGGCGCUGGAGCCCGCAUCAAGGAGAGUGUGGUCCUGGAGGACUCCGAGGUCAAGCACGAUGCUUGCAUUUUAUACUCAAUUAUUGGCUGGGGCAGCAGAGUAGGCGCCUGGGCCCGUGUAGAAGGUACACCAACACCAGCGAGCAGCCACUCGACUAGCAUUAUCAAGAACGGCGUCAAGGUUCAGAGUAUCACUAUCCUGGGUAAGGACUGUGUCGUUGGGGAUGAAGUUCGUAUACAGAACUGCAUUUGUCUGCCCUACAAAGAAUUGAAGCGGGAUGUGGCAAAUGAAGUCAUUAUGUGA
Messenger RNA from Metarhizium brunneum ARSEF 3297, 1347 nucleotides. RefSeq lists its product as uncharacterized. Gene Ontology annotation, cellular component: cytoplasm. NCBI's taxonomy places the organism in Eukaryota, Fungi, Ascomycota, Sordariomycetes, Hypocreales, Clavicipitaceae. The record is from RefSeq and is a predicted model, not a curated record. Gene Ontology annotation, biological process: biosynthetic process.